Messenger RNA from Cryptomeria japonica (Japanese cedar), 663 nucleotides. RefSeq names its product MADS-box transcription factor 18-like. Gene Ontology annotation, cellular component: nucleus. The transcript is spliced from 6 exons. Bases 132 to 497 code for a protein of 121 amino acids. Gene Ontology annotation, molecular function: DNA-binding transcription factor activity. Lineage: Eukaryota; Viridiplantae; Streptophyta; Pinopsida; Cupressales; Cupressaceae. The record is from RefSeq and is a predicted model, not a curated record. Gene Ontology annotation, biological process: regulation of DNA-templated transcription.
AACACCCUUGGCCAGCUUACUUUUGUUGUAUGAUGGAGAUGAUCGUGCUUAAUUCUGCUGUCAUUGUGUAGUCAUCAUCUCAGUCAGAAAAGGUGGCAGAAUUGAUGCAAAAGAUAUAGGUCACGGAGAAAAUGGUUAGGAAUUUAAAGGGGGAGGAACUUUCUUCUUUGGGUCCUAAUGACUUGGAGCAAGUGGAGCAUCAGAUUCAACUAGGAAUGAAUAGAGUAAGAGCGAGAAAGAACCAACUUGUGGAGGAGAUCCAAAGGACGGCCAAUGACUUGCAAAAAGAUAAUGAUGAACUACACAAAAUGAUGCAGCUCUCUGAAGAGCGGAGAUAUGCAGAGAGAAUUGUCAACGAUAAUGUUAGAAUGCCAUCAACUGGAAUAGCUAGCAACCUCUGGCAGCAAAACUUUCAACAACCAUGGCAGAGAAAUCAUUCGUUGGUAUGUCUACCUGAGCAGGAGCACCGUCUCACCGUACUGCAAGGAUGGCGGUGAUCCAAACUAUUUAUAUACGAAACAAUGUGGUCAUAUUUCAUUGCAACUAUUUGAUGUAAUAAAGGAAUUAGUUUUAAAUGCUUGAGGAGCCAAAAGGUCAUGGAUAGAUAAUCCUAACGUUUCAAAUAUUUUUUGAUAUCUAUAUAAAAGCUGUUCUUGUUUUAUU